Molecule: messenger RNA, 1842 nt
Organism: Aspergillus alliaceus
Lineage: Eukaryota; Fungi; Ascomycota; Eurotiomycetes; Eurotiales; Aspergillaceae
Exons: 4
Coding region: 1-1842 (613 amino acids)
Molecular function (GO): calcium ion binding
Source: RefSeq, a predicted model, not a curated record
AUGGCUGGCUUACUUCGCCUGCUCCGGGCACAGUAUAGCGUCCCAGUCGACCCAACAGUCUCCUUCGUCGGCAAGACCGUUGUCCUAACUGGAGCCACGUCCGGACUAGGCUUCGAAGCUGCCAUCAAGCUUCUAAAUCUCGGGGUGGGGUCGCUUAUCAUCGGCAGUCGCAACUUGGAACGAGGCCAGGCGACCAAAACCGAGCUAGAAAAGCGUACCACUAGACAAGAUGUGAUCCAGAUCUGGGAGCUAGACAUGAACAACUUCCAAAGCGUCAAAACCUUUGCGAGUCGCGUUCAGACAGAAAUCAAGCAGUUGGACAUCGCACUACUAAACGCAGGCCUGUGGAAUAAAGAAUACACAUCAUCGCCCGAAGAAUGGGAAGAGACAUUACAGGUGAACACGCUGUCCACCUCGCUAUUGGCGAUUCUGCUCCUCCCGAAGCUGAGAGACGGCGCAUCUGACUCAACGCCGGCGCAUCUUACUGUUGUUUCCAGCCAGCAGUUCGUCCGAGUCAAGGCCGCCCGCCUCCGGACGGAAGGGGCGUUAUUAGAGCAUUUGAAUGAUCCACGGCGCUUUAGCGGCCCAAAGCAGUACGGUAUCUCGAAGCUGCUGUUGGAGUAUGUUCUGAAGACGGUGGCCGAUCGGGUACGGAAUGAGAAUGGGACUCUCCCUGUUGUUGUUAAUACAGUAAGCCCGGGGCUGUGUGUGUCAUCGCUUGGACGGCAGUAUGACCGAUUUUAUGAGCGAUGGUUUAUCUGGUUACUAUAUAAGCUCUUUGCUCGCACGGCAGAGCAAGGGAGCCGGUCGCUGGUCAGUGCCACAUAUCAGGGAGCGGAAUCGCACGGGAAAUGCUGGAGGAGUGAUGGAUAUUUGGAUGAAUCCACAGCGCUGACGACGGGGACGGAAGGAAGGCAAUUUCAAGAUAAGGCUUGGAGAGAGAUCAUGGAGGUCCUCAGACAGCAGUCGACGGACAUUGAUAUGCUCACCGCUCAGAUGAUCGGUGCCAUGCAAACCGGCCCCUCUCAUCAUCACCAAAGUAAACCAUCUCGGCCAUCUCCCAACCCAUCGCCCAGCGGAGUGCCCCCUCGAGUUCCCGUUACCAGUGCACACAUGAACAAGCCGUUGCCCGCACCGGCUGCCACUCAACAUCGGACUCAUACGCUACAUCCAUCACCACCACCACAAAAUUAUGGAUUCGGGCCCCCCCCUUCCCAGCCGAUGCACAAUCGCCCCCAACCCUUGUCGCGUCCCCCGCGAUCCCCGAACCAACCUCCGUUGUCUGUCCCUGACGACGAUCCGCAACAGCUCUUUCCUUUGUUUCGCGCCGCCAACUCGUCCCACACCGGCUCACUGACCGAGCUGGAGCUGGGCUCCGCUCUGGUGAAUGGCGAUUUCACCUCGUUUCACCCGAAGACGGUGAAGAUGAUGAUCCGCAUGUUUGACCGGAACAGCAGUGGGACGAUCUCGUUCGACGAAUUUGUGUCACUCUGGAAGUACCUUGCUGCAUGGCGGGAGCUUUUCGACCGGUUCGAUGUGGAUCGUAGCGGGCGCAUCAGUCUGCAAGAGUUCGAGAACGCACUCCUGGCGUUCGGAUACCGUCUAAGCCAGCCGUUUGUGACGGUGCUCUUCACCACGUUCGAGAGCAAGGGACGGCGGAUGAAUGGAAAUGGACCUGUUAACCCGGCUAAGAUGGGAAUGAGCUUCGACCUGUUCGUGCAGGCGUGUAUCAGUCUAAGGCGCAUGACAGACGUGUUUAAGCGUUAUGACGAUGACCGUGAUGGUUACAUCACUGUGAGCUUUGAGGAGUUUUUAACUGAAAUUCUGCAACUACAGGACUAG